ACUGCACCUCUGAAGACUUUUUCAAAUGUUUACCACUUUCGGCUGUUAACCAUCGGGUAAUAGAUGCGAUCUUCGUCGGCGAAAUGUACGGACGGCGGAGCCAGUGCGUUUCUUAGACUCCAUCAGUGAAGAUAUUCGCGGCUCCUCUAUCGCUUAGCAGAGCUCAUAGGCUACAACCUGAAAAUGUCGACAGCCUCAGCCCCCCUCUCAAGAAAUGGCCUCGUUUUUACAGUUGACCUACACUCCAUGGAUGUGUUGCGGUCGCUGUUACAAAACUGAGAACCAGACUCCUUCCUCUUGCCCUUUGUUAGGUCCCAGCUCCUACAAAGGAAGGCGGUUUCUUGUUAACUUUUCUGUUACAAAGGAAGGGUUUUUACGGUUCUCUCUUGGGAAAUUUAAAAUUACUGUAGAUCUACACUUACUUGGAAAUCACAAGAUGUCUCACUCACUUGCAUCGUCAAGCAAGAGCAAAACGCUCGCUCAAGUUCAAGAGGAGGAGGAUGACGACCUGGUUAUCCUUCCCUACGUUGACAACUCGGAGCUUAUAGCUCGUUACCAACUCAGUCUGGUUGGAAGGCUCUUCAACAGAGAGAGGCGCAGUGUCGAAACCCUCAUCUCUCUCCUCCCAAGACCGAGCAUAUGGGAUGUUGAAGGCAGAGUUCGUGGGGUGGACUUGGGGAACCAACGCUUCCAAUUUGACUUCGAUUCUGAAGAAGACCUACAGAAGGUGUUAAGCAAAAGGCCAUGUCACUACAACAAGUGGUCCUUUGCGCUUGAAAGAUGGGCACCUCACAUAGGCGACUCCUUCCCCAACACUAUGACGUUUUGGGUCACCGUUAUGGGGAUUCCGACACACUACUGGCUAGAACCGAUGUUCAGGGCACUAGGAUCAAGACUUGGACAUGUAGGCCCGGUGGAGGAGAAAACAGCUAAAUUCCAGCUUGAGCUCAAUGCAGAACUCCCCUUGAAAUUCUCUCUUCGGGCGCAACUACCCACUGGUGAAAUCGUCCCAGUCUCUCUGGAAUAUGUCAACCUCCACAGAUGGUGCCACUCAUGCCGUCUCAUCUCCCACGAGGCGGAGUCGUGUCCCACCUUAUCUGAAGAAGAAAGAGCAAAAUUCAGGACAUCAAAUGAAGCUGCUAGAGAACAGGGUCAACACUCCAGAUUUGAUACAAAAAGAAAUGGAGAUCUUACAAGGAGAGUCAGUGCAACCGUGCCUCAGGUUACAAACUACAACGAAAGACGCUCCGGAGAAGGAACUCAAAGAGAGAACCGGGAUAACGUGUGGAAGCGUAUUGAUUCCCGGUAUCCUCUGAGAGAUGACCACCGUGAGACUCACCAUCGGCCAGCUAGAGAAGAGAAACGCGAUGAUAACAGACAAAGCUCCCGAGAUAGAGAUACCCAACCAGCUAGCAAAGAUACAUACAACAAAAGGAGAUAUGAUGAAUCUUUUGCAGCAAGCAGAAAACGUGAGGAAGCUAAGAGAGGAGAGAGAAAGCAAGUACCUUCAUCUCGCAGCACUAAGGGAGAGACAGCAGUUGCAGGCUCUCGUGAGAAGCAAAUGGCUCGACCUCCCAGCAGCUCAAAGGACGAGAAGGCAUCUGAGGAGCAUCUCACCAAUGCUCUGGAGCUCCCUCAAAUGGCAAAACAAAUCUACUCCUCUCCCGAUCAUGUGCGGGAAAGACCCUUCAGACUUAACAUUCAAGGAAAAUCUUCUGGUGAUUCGAAAUUGAAAGGGAAAAUGGGAGAUGUGGUUGAAUCCUCUGAGUCGGUGAGUUCUGCACAGAAAAGCCUGAAGUUUGCAGAGGCUUUUAAGCGAUCCCCGACAAAAGCCCUACUACCUGCGAACAAUGAUGAAAUUAAAAAGAAGAGUUGGUAUGAACUAACUGUGGAGGAAGAGGAGGAAACGGCAAUUUGUGAUAAGAAAGAGGAAGAUAUUUCUCACCAGGAAGCUAUUGGAAAGAAUAGCGAAGUGGAGGACCUUCAUGCGGAGAAGAUUUUGGAAGAGGAAGAUUGGAUGAUCGAUGGUGAUAAUUUUAACGAGGAUGAUGAUGAUCUUAUGGAAGAAGAUGAGUUACUCUACUAUGAGAACCAGAAGAUAGAAGAAAUCGCACCCCUGAUGGCUCUAGAUGAUUCGGUGGAACAGGAAGAAGAAGCUCCCGAGCAGGAGGAUAAUCUCGAUAACCUGAUGGUGGGGGAUAAACUGACUGAUAUACCGGAAUCCAGCUCUGAGCUAGGCCACAACCCAGCCUCUCCUCACCCAAAACAGGCUCUACGGUCACCGUUCAAAAAGAAGAAAGGGUCUCCUAAUCCUAACGCGGUGGGCUUGUCCCUGAGGAAGAGGAACUUACUCAUGGGCCGGGCUUCACCAAAACUUAAGGAAUCAAAAGAAGCAAAAGAUGGACAGUCACUGGGCCAGAAAUCAACAAAUGGGCUCGUAAUUAAGCAGCACGGCAGAGACAAAGAGGAGUCUACUCACAAGAACAAAACCAAAACUACAAAGGUGGGAAGCAGGCCACCCAAGAUUCCCAAAUGAAUACAAUUGCAUGGAAUUGUCAAGGUGUGGGUGCAAAUUUUACAAAG
This is a messenger RNA of Raphanus sativus (radish), 2583 nucleotides long. RefSeq lists its product as uncharacterized. The transcript has a single exon. Lineage: Eukaryota; Viridiplantae; Streptophyta; Magnoliopsida; Brassicales; Brassicaceae. Bases 215 to 2536 code for a protein of 773 amino acids. The record is from RefSeq and is a predicted model, not a curated record.